This is a messenger RNA of Sphaeramia orbicularis (orbiculate cardinalfish), 1229 nucleotides long. It is a transcript of the gene pin1, whose product is annotated as peptidylprolyl cis/trans isomerase, NIMA-interacting 1. Lineage: Eukaryota; Metazoa; Chordata; Actinopteri; Kurtiformes; Apogonidae. Gene Ontology annotation, molecular function: peptidyl-prolyl cis-trans isomerase activity; protein binding. Gene Ontology annotation, cellular component: cytosol; nucleus. The record is from RefSeq and is a predicted model, not a curated record.
AGCGUAAACCCGUUGCUCACUGUCGUAAUACAUCAGGCGGCACUUGAGACUUUAACACGGUGGUUACGGGUCUGAAACAACAUUUGAAAAAGCGUUUGCAGCAGAAACAGUCAUGGCAGACGAGGAGCUACCGCCAGGAUGGGAAAAAAGAAUGAGCCGCAGUUCAAACAGGGUGUAUUUCUUCAACCACAUCACCAACUGCAGCCAAUGGGAGCGUCCAGUAGGGGAUGGCCGUGGAGAGCCAGAGAAGGUUCGCUGCUCUCACCUCCUGGUCAAGCAUAAUCAGUCACGUCGUCCAUCCUCCUGGCGAGAACAAAAUAUCACAAGAAGUAAAGAUGAAGCCCUAGAAUUCAUUCAGAAAUAUAUAGAACAGAUCAAGUCUGGAGAGGAGAAGUUUGAGUCUCUGGCUUCUCAGUUCAGUGACUGCAGUUCAGAAAACGGUGGAGACCUGGGACUGUUUGGCAGAGGUCAAAUGCAGAAGCCUUUCGAGGAUGCCUCGUUUGCUCUCAAAGUGGGUGACAUGAGCGGCCCUGUUUUUACGGACUCUGGGGUCCACAUCAUCCUACGUACCGGUUAAAAGAACAAAAGCCUGUAUAACCUGCUCUCCUUUUCUUUGUCUACACACACAUACAAACACAAAACAACCGAUGACACAUACCACUCAGUAAACAAAGCUUAUGGGCUGAAGCAUGAUGUUUAAGAUUGAUCGUAACACGUAUGAAUGAUUGAACAUCUCAGUGUUGGAUUAUUCUUCUUAGGUCUGUAUUAAUCAUGUUGAUGCUUUUUUAUCAGAAUGAGUGCCUGUGGAAGUGAUUAUUUUUUCCACACGUGUCUAUAAAAGUUUGUGUUUUUGUCUGCAUGUGUCUUCAAAAGGACCAUUUACUGUAUUUAACAUCUUCCCUUUUCUACUUUGUGCCAACAGUUCCUAUGUGUUACUGUUCCAGAAAGCAGAUUCAUGACACGUUCAAGGUGUUAUUCUUAGUUUCUACAUUUUGCAUCGACUCAGUUGUUUUGUUUCUUGCAGAUAGCCAGAUCCAGUCAUUUCUUUUCAUCAUCCAUUUGGCAAAGUGCAUGUUUUCUCCUCUGCAGGACAUGCAAAGAUGGCACAGCAAUGAAUUUACAGAUUUUAACAAUCAGCUCUGCAGCUUUUAAUGCAUUAUAGUUAAGGUCAACUCUAACACUGUUGUCAUUGGGGCUCUUCCAUCAAUAAAAACCUCUUUUUUUUUGUA